CUCUGAUAUUGGGAACGUCCGUGUUAUGUUUGCGAAUGUUUUUAUUUUGCAGAAGACACACAUGGGUUGCAGUGGGACUGAUGAUCUAAAGGUCUGAUGCGAGUGGCUGUCUGAUAGCUCUUUGUUUCCCACAGUCCUCUGACUAGAAAAAGGAAUCCAGGUGUGUUUUAACCAUGCUGACCAGCAAGGGCCGGGGAUGCCUUCACUUUGGUUUGUGUCUCUGGCUCUAUCUGUUCAUACCUUUCUUUAAAGAUUGCGCAGGCUGUGCGUCUGAGGAGAGACUCUUUCACAAACUGUUUUCUCAUUAUAACCAAUUCAUCAGGCCCGUGGAAAAUGUUUCUGACCCCGUCACGGUGCAUUUUGAAGUGGCCAUCACACAGCUGGCCAAUGUGGAUGAAGUAAACCAGAUCAUGGAAACCAAUCUGUGGCUACGUCAUGUCUGGAAUGAUUAUAAAUUGCGCUGGGACCCAGUGGAAUUUGAUGGCAUCGAGACUAUUCGUGUUCCUGCAGAUAAGAUCUGGAAGCCUGACAUUGUUCUUUAUAACAAUGCUGUUGGCGACUUCCAAGUCGAAGGCAAGACCAAAGCUCUUCUUAAAUACGAUGGCAUGAUAACCUGGACUCCACCAGCUAUUUUCAAGAGUUCCUGUCCUAUGGAUAUCACUUUUUUCCCUUUUGAUCAUCAAAAUUGUUCCCUGAAAUUUGGGUCCUGGACAUAUGACAAAGCUGAAAUUGAUCUUCUAAUCAUUGGGUCUAAAGUGGAUAUGAAAGAUUUUUGGGAAAACAGUGAAUGGGAAAUUGUUGAUGCUUCUGGCUACAAGCAUGACAUAAAAUACAACUGUUGUGAAGAGAUAUACACAGAUAUAACCUAUUCUUUUUACAUUAGAAGAUUGCCACUGUUUUACACCAUUAAUCUGAUCAUCCCCUGUCUCUUUAUUUCAUUUCUAACUGUGUUGGUCUUUUACCUUCCUUCUGACUGUGGUGAAAAAGUGACACUUUGCAUUUCAGUUCUGCUUUCUCUCACUGUGUUUUUACUGGUGAUCACAGAAACCAUCCCAUCCACAUCUCUUGUGAUCCCACUGGUGGGUGAGUACUUACUGUUCACCAUGAUCUUUGUCACCCUUUCCAUCGCCGUGACUGUAUUUGUGUUGAACAUACACUAUCGGACCCCAACAACACACACCAUGCCCAAGUGGGUGAAGACGGUUUUCCUCCAGCUGUUACCCCAGAUCCUGAUGAUGAAGAGACCCCUGGACAAGACAAGGAAGACAAAUUCUGAUAAAAACCCCAAAAGCAUUUCCAGCAGGCCUACCAAAGUCAAGUUCAAUAAUUGCAGAGAACCCAAACUACUUAGAGAAUGCUGCCACUGCCAUGAAUCACGUCAGCUUGCCACCCGCAAGAGAAGGCUGAGUCAUCAGCCUUUACAAUGGAGAGCAGAAAAUUCGCAGCACUCGCCUGAAGUGGAAGAUGUGAUUAAUAGUGUUCAACUCAUAGCAGAAAACAUGAAGAACCAAAAUGAAGCAAAAGAGGUAGAAGAUGACUGGAAAUAUGUGGCCAUGGUGGUGGACAGAGUAUUUCUCUGGAUAUUUAUAAUUGUCUGUGUGUUUGGAACUGCAGGGCUAUUUCUCCAGCCACUCCUGGGGAACACAGGAAAUCUUAAGGAUUUUAUCUUGUGAAGUUUACGGGAGCUAUUGUCCUGUUGUGCUCUGUGCCAUAAAGAAAAGAACAUAAAGUUUCCCAUCUAAGCCCCCCACCUACUGAA
Messenger RNA from Miniopterus natalensis, 1759 nucleotides. RefSeq names its product cholinergic receptor nicotinic alpha 6 subunit (gene CHRNA6). Gene Ontology annotation, biological process: monoatomic ion transmembrane transport. The record is from RefSeq and is a predicted model, not a curated record. Gene Ontology annotation, cellular component: postsynaptic membrane. NCBI's taxonomy places the organism in Eukaryota, Metazoa, Chordata, Mammalia, Chiroptera, Miniopteridae. Gene Ontology annotation, molecular function: transmembrane signaling receptor activity; acetylcholine-gated monoatomic cation-selective channel activity.